Rotaria socialis is the source of this 1245-nucleotide messenger RNA. Lineage: Eukaryota; Metazoa; Rotifera; Eurotatoria; Philodinida; Philodinidae. The record is from the annotation of a GenBank genome assembly.
AUGACUACAGUGAAAACUGACAGGAUGAUUCAAUAUGUAUCCAUGCAAGUAUCAUUUGAAUAUAAUAAGUUUGAAAAAGAGAAUUGUAAGCAUUGUGAAACGUCCGACUGCUGGAUAUCUAAUAAUGCUACGAAUUGCAGAGCGAUUAAUUUAGAAAACUUACCUAGAUUAGAAAAACAAAUUGAAGAAGAUCUUCAAAGACAAUAUCAAUAUGUAUUACCUUAUUUGAACGAAUUAAGAGACUAUCAAUUAAAUUCUGCAUGUUCUGAAUACGAAGAUUUUCAUGAUUCGCAAAAAGAAAUUUGCUUAGUCACAUUAAAAUAUCAGAAUUCGAAUGCUCAACAAAGACAUGCUGAUGAAAGCAAUAUUACAUAUAUAGGCCCUCCUCAAAUAUCAACUAUGUUAUCUAUUAAUGAAUCACUUGAUAUGCCAUCAACUAAUAUUCAUGAACAAACAAACGAAAGUCUUUGCAAUACAUUGCUCAAUAAUCGAAACUUUUCAGAUGCUGCUACAAAUGUAAAUUUUGUUUCUGAUCAAAAUGCACAUGAUAUAUUACAUAGAACUAGUGAAUAUUCUCGAUCGUUAUCAUCGAAUAUUGAAACUAAUUCAAAUGAACAAGAUUCUUCAUUAAGUUUCGCUGCUACGAGUAAUGCCGCUAUGGUUAAUGAUGUCACUCAAAUAAUACGAACUCGACUUCGAAUUAUGCAGCAAAAUCAAACAUUCUUACCACGUAGUGCACCACGAGAAAAAGGCAAUGUUGAAUGUUUCAUUCUGGUGUAUUUGCAUUUUUCACAUCCUGAUGAACCAAUAAUAAAAAAAUUUUGUAGUCUCGUAAAUUUUUUCAAAUUUUUCAAGGAUAUUGAUGAUUGUGUUGCAUUCAUAAACAGUGUAUCCAAUGAAAAAAUCGUUUUUAUUGUUUCGAAAUCAUUUUGUGAUUCGAUUCUUUUAAGAAUUGAAAAUCUGCAACAAAUACUUACUAUUUAUAUUUUGUGUGAAGGUGAUAUUGAAAUGAAUUCAUCAUUUAAAAUGUUAAAAGUUCAAGGUUUAUACCCGAAAUUAAACGACAUAUACGAACAAAUAUCAAAGGACAUGCAUACAUUAGAACAUAGUCUACUGAUCUAUUUAAAUUUAUCAACAAAUACAGCAACAAUUGAACAAGAUUAUGUAUACUUUCAAUUAUUAACUGAAUUAAUUCUGGAUAGAAAUGAAAUAAGUAAUGGUUUACAAGAACUAAUUAAUUUUUGA